CAGGAACCAAGGUCAGUAGGGUAGCAUUCAUCUUGGGAGUUGCUGGUUUACUUUCCCCACACUCCUCACCAUCAAUCUUCUUGAACCCCCUAAACACCAAAUUUACAGUAAUGGCCCCGACCGUUCGGGAGAACGGCUUCUCCGGCAACGGGAAGGUUUCUAUACCGCACACUGGAUACUCAAAGAGGGCUUACGUGACAUUUUUAGCUGGCAACGGUGAUUAUGUUAAGGGAGUGGUGGGAUUGGCCAAAGGUUUGCGUAAGGCCAAUAGUGCCUACCCUCUUGUGGUGGCAAUCUUACCGGAUGUACCGGAGGACCACCGUGAGAUUUUGAGGGCUCAGGGAUGUAUCAUACGUGAGAUCGAACCUGUUUACCCGCCGGCAAACCAAACUCAGUUCGCCGUGGCCUACUUCGUCAUCAACUACUCCAAGCUUCGGAUAUGGAAUUUCGAGGAGUAUAGCAAGAUGGUGUAUUUGGAUGCGGAUAUCCAAGUGUUCGACAACAUAGACCAUCUCUUCGACACACCUGACGGCUACUUCUAUGCCGUGAUGGACUGCUACUGUGAGAAGAUAUGGAGCUACUCGCUGCAGUAUUCCAUCGGCUACUGCCAGCAGUGCCCUGAGAAGGUGACUUGGCCAGCGGAGCUGGGAUCUCCUCCUUCUUUAUACUUCAACGCUGGCAUGUUCGUGUUCGAACCCAGCCGCUUGACUUAUGAGAACCUCCUCGAGACUCUGCAAGUCACCCCGCCAACCCCAUUUGCGGAGCAAGACUUCUUGAACAUGUUUUUCCAAAAAAUGUACAAACCCAUCCCUCUCGUAUACAACCUGGUUUUGGCUAUGUUGUGGCGCCACCCAGAGAAAGUUGAGCUUGAUAAAGUCAAGGUGGUCCACUAUUGUGCAGCUGGUUCUAAACCAUGGAGGUAUACAGGAAAAGAGGAUAACAUGGACAGGGAAGACAUCAAGAUGCUAGUGGCUAAAUGGUGGGAUAUCUACAACGACGAAUCCCUUGAUUUUAAGGCUGAAGAAAAUCCUGUUCCUGAGGGAGAAUUGUUUCCGAGGUCAUCAAUCAUGGUUUCCAUCCCUGAGCGAGCCAUCUCCUACAUUCGUGCAACCUCUGCUGCUUGAGGGUCUUAAAAACUUGAUGCUAAUCUCUAUCCUAUCCUCUGUUUUUCCUUUUAUUCUAUAGUUUCAAAGUAUAUACCUUUUCUUAGGCUGGUUGGCCUUUCUUUGGUUGUGAGACACUGAGGGUUCAAAAAAUACAGAUAAUUUGCCAAUGUAUUUUGUCUUAUAUAAAGAUCUACUGGCAAAAGAAUGUAAGGCUUUUGUUUGAAUAUAUAGACUUUUUACAU
Messenger RNA from Rubroshorea leprosula, 1348 nucleotides. The record is from the annotation of a GenBank genome assembly. NCBI's taxonomy places the organism in Eukaryota, Viridiplantae, Streptophyta, Magnoliopsida, Malvales, Dipterocarpaceae.